AUGCAGUACGACGCUUUCUUGGAAGAAUUGCUACUGCGUGAAUCUCCUCGUAGCACUCCGUCCAGGAUACAGAUGGAAUUGCCUCGAAAACGAGGUGGAAAGAGGAACAAGAUCCCGGAUUAUCCACUUUACGCUCCAUCCACGGUUGUGCGCCAGGCGCUCAUCCCAAAUGGCCCCGGGUCAUAUCCUAGUCAAGUAACUGCGCUUCACAAUAUUCCGGAAAGUCGACAACAGAAAGCCACUCGUCAACAGAGUGACAAUUGGGCUUUCAGGCUCUCAAACGCACACAAAUGGCGUGAAAUGGGAUGGAAUACGUCCUCCCCAGCUGAGUAUUCGCUUCAAGCAAACAGCAAAGAUUUCAAGCAAACAUUGGCAUACACUGAAGACUAUAUGCAGAGGCAAGAGCUGUUGAAUUCUACCGACGUAAGUACCGGAGUUGGAGCUUGCAAGUCUCCGACGAAGACCCUAUCGAAAGGAGGAUAUUUUCCUCGAUCCACCAGUUUCUCCAACACGACAACAACCGCCAGUACUCGCGGAAUUGCUGAAGUUGGCUCAGCACAGACAGAAGAAGAACGGACGCUGUUGAAGAACACCAUGUUACGAGAAGGUUUGCUGGUUAAGCUGCACGACUUGAUCAAGGCAGCGACCCCGCCGCAUUCACUGUUGCAACCACACGUGCCUCCUAAAGAACCGGUGUUCGAUGUAUCCAAGGGAACGGAGGUGCUUCAUAUCCUGCUGCAAUUACGUGACGUUGGCGUGCUUGUGGUGGAAAGUAUUCUACGCUGGCAUGAGCUUCGUGUGCGGCUGGCUCCGAUGGUUCCUCUUGUCCCGUUUCGGUUCGAGAAUCACAAUUAUUGCGUCAAGAUGUUGUCGGAUUUGAACUUUUUGAGUACCAUCAAGAGCCUGGGCACAGUGCUGGGCGUAAACCCAUCAACAAUGAAACAGAAUCCCUUCAUGAUGCCUGCACCGAUCCCCGAACGUAACUUCCAGGGGCUACGCGAGAAGUCUUGGCGAAGCUUACGGCUGUUUAGUAGCAAGGAAGACCCCGUUCAGCGGGUAGCAGAUGCUGAGAGCUAUUUAGUGUGGUGUCUGUCCAACCUCCAGGAUUUACCCGCACCUUCUCCAGUUCGCAACGGUAAUGGUGGCCACUCGCCGACACCAUCGCUUCCACACCACAAGCAAUCGUGGCAACAACGGGCCGAGAAGCAGCUUGAAGUGUUGUCCAUGCCUUUGGAAUCGUUAUCAGGUCCAACAUACGUCCAAGACUCGUCGAAAAUGAUGAAGAGGAAAGGAGUUCUGCCUUCGCUACCUCAGUCUCCGCCAAAAACACUGCGAGAACUUAUGGGGAAUACCCGCCAAAGUGAAGGCGAAGAGGAAGAUUACGGUCGUGGUGAUAACAACCGCAGCGUGAUCCUCCGAACUCGUUGGAGUGGAGAAGAUUUCUCAGCUAAUCCCGCGGAUUUUGAGGCACUUGGGGCACUCGAAGCACCGCCUCAUCACAUGGUGACGCUAGUUGCCGCAAGUGUCCUCAUCCUUCUCAGCCCAGCCGACCAACUUCCCAAAGAUUUGUCUUGGCCAUCUUGCCAGAAGAUGCUUCGACGUGGCAGGAGUUUAAUUCAGCGAGUACAAGGCUUUGAAGUGGCCGGAGUACCGGCUUUUAAAUGGAAGGCACUUGUGCCAUUCCUACAGAACGAUCACUUCCAGCCCAAGUUUCUCGCGCAAUUCUCCUGUGCUGCCAGUAGCAUGUGUGCUUGGGUAUUCUCCGUGUUGCGUGCAGCUCAGCAGCAAGACUACGAGCGUCUGGGAUUGCACACGAGUGAUGGAUUAGACGCUGUAGGAGACGAAGAUAGGCUUGAGCUGCUCUCUGAACUGGAAGUUGACUCUGCCUCAAGCCCGUCAUCCAAAAGCAGCUCUACCGUGUGGGAGUCUAGAGAGGAGAACGAAUCACAGUUACCGCCUCUGUCUCGCUCAAAGAGUGGCAAGCGUGUGAGCAUCGGAAGCGCCGAAGUCCUCUUCAUUAACGAAAACAGGCCCGUGAAGAUGACGACACCGCCCCCCAGUUCUCGUCCAUUGUCACGACGGAGCGAGAGACCUGCAAGCAAGAGCAAAUUUACUGUGUGCAGCUUGUACAGUAGUGGUCCAAGCAAUGCCCUACUGCGCACCAGUCCGUGGACAUACCGUGGCGUAGUCUACUUUGUGUCUUUUUUCCUUCAGGAGCGAUCACAACAAGUAGCAGAGAUGGAAUCAACCGAAGAGACCGACGAACGUCGUCUGAUGAUCAAGAUCUACGAGCCCAUGAGCUCCGUUGAGUCGCAGAUGUCGGUGGACACUGAGGAUUUGCGCCAGGACUUUGGCGAGGACGCGUUGGUGGCGUUCCAGACUGGACAGUAUCGCACUUUGUGCGACGUCAUGCUUCGGCAGCUCGACAAGAUGAUGGGAGCUGAUAUCGGUACGCCUGCUCCACGGACUCCACCGCAGUUUAGCGAGGACAUGGGAAACCAAGCGAGUGCGCUGGAUUUGUUGCUACAGGACUCGGUGAGCGAUCACGGCCAAGAGGAUCGACCCGAGAUCGUCGACGAACCGAUAGCAGAGGGAGUACAGUCGUCGGAACCCGAAGUAGAUGAAGAAUUUGGUGCUUUAGAGGCCUCGGUGUUGAAGAUCCAGUGUGCAGCUCGACAGCAGCUAGCUCGUGGGAAGACGAACCGCGUACGAGCUCAGAAGGAGCAGGUGGAGGAGUCAGCGUUGCGGAUUCAAUGCGCUGCGCGGCAGAAACAAGCUCGCCGAAAGGUUGAUCGCGUGAGAGCCGAGAAGAAGAUGGUUGAGACCGUGCCCGAGGGUGACGAGCUGCAAGUUGACAGCGAGGAGCCUGCACAUGCAGCCGAAGUAGAAGAACAGUCGGAGGAUGUUGCAGUGCCGGAGUCGCGACCUGGUACUGUCAUGAGUUACGCCUCUGAUCAGUUUGAAGAAGAAUUUGAGACGUAA
This is a messenger RNA of Phytophthora nicotianae INRA-310, 2982 nucleotides long. RefSeq lists its product as hypothetical. The record is from RefSeq and is a predicted model, not a curated record. Gene Ontology annotation, molecular function: protein binding. The transcript has a single exon. Lineage: Eukaryota; Oomycota; Peronosporomycetes; Peronosporales; Peronosporaceae. The coding region runs from base 1 to 2982 and encodes 993 amino acids.